Molecule: messenger RNA, 1920 nt
Organism: Rubroshorea leprosula
Lineage: Eukaryota; Viridiplantae; Streptophyta; Magnoliopsida; Malvales; Dipterocarpaceae
Source: the annotation of a GenBank genome assembly
AGAAACCAAAGUAAUAAAGAAGGAAGACACCAACGGAAAGUUUAUACCUUCCUCCCAAAAUUUCUCCAAGUCCUCCCCUUUUUGUCUUUCUCAAUCAAUCUUCUUGUUCAUGAAUCAAAGGAAUUGUUUUUCUGUCUGAAAUCCGUGUUGGGUGUUUCUGUCACUCCUACACACACACACACACAGAGAUACACUCAAGACUUGGAGCUAAUGAGAACAGGAAAGAGAAAUCAAGAGGAGGGAGAGUUUGAGGAAGAGAAACAAGGUCCUUUUUCUAAUGUUACCACGGUCAGUGACAACGCCAACAGAGCCGAUGGGAAGAAUAGUGAUAAGGCUAAUGCCAUUCGGUCCAAGCAUUCUGUCACUGAGCAGCGGAGAAGGAGCAAAAUCAAUGAGAGAUUCCUGAUAUUAAGAGAGCUAGUACCCAGCACUGAUCAGAAAAGAGAUACAGCUUCUUUCCUUCUGGAGGUGAUUGAGUAUGUUCAAUAUCUACAGGAAAAGGUUCAAAAAUACGAGGGUUCCUACCCAGGAUGGAACCCAGAGCCGACAAAAUUAAUGCCAUGGAGAAAUAGUCACUGGCGUUCUCAGAGCUUUGCUGGUAACCUGCAAGCUGUGAAAGAUGAUUGUGGUCCAGGGUCAAUGUUCCCUGGGAAAUUUGAUGAGAAUAACAUUAGUAUCACUCCUGCAAUGUUUACAGGUUCACAGAAUCCAUUAGAUUGUGAACCAAAUCAGGAUGUUACCUCCAAAGUGGUGGAUCAGCAGCCUGAGCUGGCAAAUAAAGGAAUGCCUCCACCCAUGCCUGCCUCUAUCCAAGGAGAUGGCAUGCUUAUGCAGCCUCUUCAGCGACCAGUAUCCGAUGCUCACUUAAUUGAUUCUCCUCUCCUUAGUGAUACAAUGAAUCAAGAAGAGGAGCUGGCUAUUGAAGGAGGAACAAUUAGCAUCUCAAGCAUUUACUCUCAGGGGUUUGUGAUUCUGUUAUUUUUGUUCAAAGGAAAUUUUGAGGCUUCUUUUAUUUCAUAGAGCACCAAUUAAACAUGACUUAUAACUAGCUACAUGCAUCGUGAUUGUGCCACUUUUGUUGCUGAACCUGAAUUGUUGCCAUGUGAAGUUGUGUUGGGCGUUACCCCUUCAUUUUUCUUGUGGUUACCUCACUAUUAUUGAACUAUAUGCUGAGGAGAUACAUGGAUUUUGAUGUGAGCCAGGUUAUUGAACUCCCUGACACAAGCACUACAGAGUGCGGGUAUGGAUCUGUCACACGCCAAAGUUUCAGUCCAGAUUGAUCUUGGAAAGAGGGCAAAUAGAGGGCUAACCCCAGGAACAUCUGCUUCUCAGGAUCCACAGAACUCCCAACACCAAGCUAUGACCCAUCUCAGGGAUGUGAGCACUGGAGAGGAUUUGGAUCAAGCUCAGAAGCGGAUAAAGAAAUGAUUCAUGCGUAUUUUUUCUUGAAUCUUGAGAGAUAUUCAACUUUUUCUGCAUUCCCAUUUUCUUCUAGUUUUCAAUUUUGGUUGUUGUAUAUGUCAUGCCUUUGGUUUUGAUCGGAUGGUAUCUUCCUUGGCUGAAUCUUUAGGAGCUGCCAAGCUGUUCAGUAAAUUAUGUUGUUAACUAGGUACCAUUUAGAUCUCUACUCAGGGGAUGAGUUGUGAGUAUUCGUGUUUGUAUAAUGCAUAUCGAGAUGGAGCCUCUCUGGUCCAUUUGGCGGUAGUAUAUGGAUACAGCAUCAAAGAUGCAUCUUUCUCUUGAAACUGAAAUGGCAAAUGAAGAAACCACCCACAAGAGUUUGGCUACAUUACAAAUAGUUGUAAAUACGUUUUUGGAGUUUGAUAGAAAAGCUUGUUAGUAGUUUUAAGAGUCAGCUUCGGUGUAGCUUCUUGGAGUUUUUGUAUUUUUUGUUUUGAGUAAUAAAUUUAAAUUUUCAUU